AUGGAUGGCAGCGACAAGAGGUGCUUGUUUGUGAUUGGGAGGUCGGCGCGGCCGCGCUGCUUCAAAAAAAGGGAGUGCCUUCCAGUCACAUACAAAGCAAACAGCAAGUCUUGGAUGACACGGGAUCUGUUUGCGAACUGGCUUCAAAAAUUUGAUGAAGACAUGAUGUCAGAAAAGCGGCAAGUCGUCUUGGUCCUUGACAACUGCAGUGCGCAUCAUGUAAAUUUGAAGCUGAAGGCGGUAAGCCUCAAAUUCUUGCCCACAAAUACGACUGCCAAGAGCCAGCCAAUGGACCAAGGCGUGAUCGCGGCAGUGAAGGCGCAUUAUAAAAGGCGCAUAUGCGAGAGGCUGCUGAUAAACAUUCAGCGAGAUCAACCAAUGAAGGUUCAUCUGCGUAACGCCAUUGACAUGGUCACGGCAUCUUGGUGGCAGAUAAAACCAUCGACCAUCGCCAAGUGUUUCGCUAAGGCUGGGUUCGUUCGCAACACCGCAGUAGGCGAUCGGGAUACAACGAGCGACGAUGACGACGAAGCCGUCGACGUGGAUGAUGUGUGGUCGGACCUAAUGAGAAACAACAUUGUUGGUCAGGACGACACCUUCGAAGGCUUCGUGAACGACGACUGUGACGACAUUGUCUGCGAACAAGCAGACACGGACGAGGCAAUCGUGGCAGCUGUGCAGGAUCGCGGUGACGAGGUAUCGGACGACGAUACCGAUGAGGAGGACCGCACACCAGAACUUUCAUCCAGGGAUGCUCUGGAUUAUGUCAGUAAGCUUAAGUUGUUCUGCGCGCAGAACUUGAGCGAGAAAGCUCUCCAGCAUAUCAUCGCCGUUGAAGACGAAAUGGUGCACAAUGCAGUGAAGGCUCGGCGCCAGACAAAGAUCACGGCAUUUUUCCAUUGA
Messenger RNA from Rhipicephalus sanguineus (brown dog tick), 903 nucleotides. RefSeq names its product tigger transposable element-derived protein 6. Gene Ontology annotation, cellular component: nucleus. Gene Ontology annotation, molecular function: DNA binding. The record is from RefSeq and is a predicted model, not a curated record. Lineage: Eukaryota; Metazoa; Arthropoda; Arachnida; Ixodida; Ixodidae. Bases 1 to 903 code for a protein of 300 amino acids. The transcript has a single exon.